This is a messenger RNA of Sphenostylis stenocarpa, 1521 nucleotides long. The record is from the annotation of a GenBank genome assembly. Lineage: Eukaryota; Viridiplantae; Streptophyta; Magnoliopsida; Fabales; Fabaceae.
AUGUACAGAGCAGCAGCUUCUUCAUUCAGACGGCAUCUCAAGGGCCAUGGAGGCAAUUUGGGGUCCACUAGGUCUUCGACUUCAGCCGCUGUAGCUGCAAGGACUGCCCAAGGUGGUUUGUUUAGCUGGCUUACUGGGGAGCGUUCUAGUUCUCUUCCUUCUCUGGAUAUACCCCUUGGUGGUGUUGCUCUCCCAGAUCCACUUCCUGAUUCUGUUGAACAAAGCAAGACCAAAAUCACAACACUUUCCAAUGGACUCAAAAUAGCAUCAGAGACCUCGCCUAACCCUGCAGCUUCAAUUGGGUUGUAUCUUGAUUGUGGUUCCAUCUAUGAGAAGCCAUUCUCAAGUGGAGCUUCACACUUGCUAGAGCGAAUGGCUUUCAAAAGCACAACAAACCGUAGUCACUUUCGUAUUGUAAGGGAGGUAGAAGCAAUUGGUGGUAAUAUAGGAGCCUCAGCCUCACGGGAGCAAAUGGGAUAUACAUUUGAUGCCUUGAAAACCUAUGUUCCACAAAUGGUGGAACUACUGGUUGACUCUGUAAGAAACCCAGCCUUCUUGGAUUGGGAGGUCAAUGAAGAGCUUCGGAAGGUGAAAGCAGAGCUUCGAGAACUCUCCAACAAUCCCCAGGGCUUGCUCUUGGAAGCAAUUCACUCUGCUGGUUAUUCUGGUGCAUUGGCUUAUCCUCUCUUAGCUCCUGAAGCUGCAUUGAACAGAUUGGAUGGCCCCACUUUGGAGGAAUUUGUUACUGAGAAUUACACAGCAUCUAGAAUGGUACUUGCAGCAGCGGGGGUUGAGCAUGAAGAGCUUGUAUCUAUUGCUGAGCCACUUCUCUCUGAUCUACCAAAUGUCCCCCGUCCUGAAGAACCUAAAUCUGUCUACAUUGGGGGUGAUUUUCGUCGUCAUGGUGAAUUAGGGGGUACACAUGUUGCUCUUGCUUUUGAAGUGCCUGGUGGCUGGCAUAAAGAGAAAGAUGCUAUAGUUUUGACUGUUUUACAGAUGCUUAUGGGAGGAGGUGGGUCAUUCUCAGCAGGGGGCCCUGGAAAAGGGAUGCACUCAAGGCUAUAUCUUCGCGUGCUGAAUGAAUAUCAACAGAUUCAAUCAUUUUCUGCAUUCAACAGCAUCUUCAAUAAUACAGGAUUGUUUGGCAUCUAUGCAAGCACUAGCCCUGAUUUUGCGUCAAAAGUUGUGGACAUAGCAGCCAAAGAACUAAUAGCAAUUGCUUCCCCUGGACAAGUUACACAGGUACAGCUUGACCGAGCAAAAAAAUCCACCAAGUCUGCAGUUCUAAUGAAUCUGGAAUCUAGAAUGAUUGCAUCAGAAGAUAUUGGAAGGCAGAUUUUGACUUAUGGAGAAAGGAAGCCUUUGGAACAGUUCCUGAAGGCUGUUGAUGAAAUCACGUUGAAAGAUAUCACUACAAUUGCUCAGAAGAUUAUUUCCUCACCUUUGACCAUGGCAUCAUAUGGGGAUGUCCUGAAUGUGCCCAGUUAUGAAUCUGUUAAUAGCAAAUUCCAUGCAAAAUGA